Molecule: messenger RNA, 3123 nt
Organism: Pseudozyma hubeiensis SY62
Lineage: Eukaryota; Fungi; Basidiomycota; Ustilaginomycetes; Ustilaginales; Ustilaginaceae
Exons: 2
Coding region: 1-3123 (1040 amino acids)
Source: RefSeq, a predicted model, not a curated record
AUGUCGCGCUGGCGCAACUCAUUGGCCACAUUGCGGCAUGCGGCAUCGAUAGGAUCGCACCCUCAAGCCUCGAUCUCUUCCUCGCAUUCGAGCCGUGGCUUGUCAGCAGCCACCUCCAACGCAGCUGCCGUGCCCGACUUUCUGGCUCCAAGCUUGCAUCGUCGUCACGCUGGCUCUUAUGCUCGCGCAAUCUUGCAUUCACCGGCGUACGAGAUUGCAGAGCAUUCAACUGCCGACACGACCUCAGCCUCAUCAUAUUCGCUAUCACGACCAUCUGGAAGAGCAUCUCGUACUCAAACCAGUCGCCGUGCUCAACGCCACGCAAGCGGUGCCGAUUUCUCUGCCUACUUUGAUGCGAAUGGCUCGACGCCGCCUUUGUCAUCCGUGGAGACAGAGGCGGACAUUAGGGCUCAUCUUUUGGCGGCGACGGACGAAUCAGACCUCGCAAGGAUCGCCAAAGCCAUCUUCUCUGCCUCUACGUUGUGUACAGAACGGCAGCGAGUCGCCUCUGUGUGCCGCAGCGACGAUGGAUCGGCUCACGCAGUGUCAUUGUCUCUCCAUUUAAACGAGGCCCUCGUUCUACACCUGGCAGACUCUUCAGGCAUAGCAACUCGACGCUCAGGGAGGAGCGAUCCUCUCCUCAUGAAUCAACUUAUUACCAAAUACCUGCGAUUGCUCUGCAAAGCGAUCCCUCACCACGCUUUCUCCGAUUCAUUCCUUACGAGCCUGGCACGCAAAGCCGGCGAAGCGAAUCCUAGACCGACAAACACAGCGCUCACACUACUACUAUCCAUAUUUCAACAUCGGUUGUCAUACAAAGCCCCCGGCAAAGUCAGCCUAUGCAAUGACGAGGAAUGCGCCCAUCGUCAGUCACAAGCUCUUCACCACCUUAUGUCUGGUUUCCUUCGCUCCGGCCACUUUGACCAGGUUCAAGCUUGCUUCGAUCUCCUCAUAGAGCACUUGUUGCCUGCAACCGUUCACCAUCAUCAGCUCAGGCUCAUCGCCAUGUUCCGGAAGCGCACUUCCAAUCUAAGCUCAAAACACCAGGCCGACAUCGAUAGAGAGUCGCAACAGGUUCACGCACAGAUCUUACAGACCAGGACCUCCAUGAGGAGAGCAAACCUGAUCCUCGACGAUACCUUCCUCGCCACGGUCCUGCAUGGUCUUAGCGCACCUCUUCGCCCCCCGCUCGCCGCCAUGACCUCGCCGACGCAGAAGCAGACCACGCUGCGUAUGGUUCGCAUCGCUUUUCGCAACCUCAAUGAGGCGGAUCAGAACGCCGACGUCAAGCAUUCAACUCGUUUCACCUCGACCUUGAUCGAUGCCGAAAUCGAUGCUAUCGAGUCAGACUCGGGCUUCAACUUGCAGGCGCGUGCCAAGACCAUUGACUGGAUACAACACUUGAUACGCAGGCUGAAGGCCGAGUCCGCGAGGGACAGCACCUCGACUUGGGCUGUAGCGGAAGGCAAGACAUUCACAGAAGCACAGGUGGCCUGCAUCCGCCACGAAAUUCGCUUACGUGCUAUGCUCGGCGAUACGGAGCGUUGCAUGUUCCUCCUUCGCCGCUUGCUCUCGCUGAAGCCCAAAGAUGGCAUUGAUGCAGUCGCACCACGGGGGCAAGAGCUCGCAUCCAAACAGCGAAGCAGCGUGAUCAACCUCUUCUCCUCGGCCAUGCAUCGAAGACAUGGGGCCGCCGACAAGCAAAACACUGCGUUCGAGGUGCUCAAACUCGCUUUCUCGUCGAAAUGCUUCCAACGCGUGUGGAGCGGUGCCAGCGCCUCAAUGCCCGAUGGAUCUGACGAUGCGGAUGACGCAGUCUUGCGUCUCUGGAAGAGAUGGAUGUUCGCAUGGUCGGCCGACUGUCUAGCAGAGGGGCGCCUGACUCGAGAGCUUGACGACAAUCUGUUGCACAAAGCGCCCAGCAAGGCCCUAGCGGACGAUGUUCGCCGCGGCAAAUACCACACUUUCACCGGCAGUCGCCCGUGGCAGACGUUAAAGCAAAGCCUUGUGCUGCUCAACCGAGUCAUCGACCAGUACGAGAGCUUGCACGCAAGAGUCGCGACUGAAGAAACGACAGCUUCCCGUGCAGGUACUGUUCAUUCUUGUGUAGCUGCUGUCGAUGGAGAGCUAGAAAAAAGCCCUCCGCCGGCCAUCGCGAGCCUCUCUCAGCUCUUCAACGACCGCGGCGUACUCGACACGAUUAUCAAGUAUUGCCUUCGAGGCGGUCGACCUCCUCGUGGCGAGACCAUGCAAACACAUGUCGAACGACGACUCUCACUUCUCGUCAACACCCUCACUCGCGUCCACGUGAACGCACGCACUUGGGAGCUGGUCGAAUCGUCGCUGCUGCGACACUUGGCUCUGAUCCCCACCAAUGUGCUGCCCACCUCUGCCGUCGCACCCACCGUCGAUCUCAUCGAACGGCGAAAACAUGCCGCUCUACUGCGAGAUCCCAAACUGCGACAAGCUCUGCGUGAUACCCAUCCGUCAUCCUUGAAACAGGAAGAGACUGUCUCUGGUGUAGGACUCGCACCUACUGCGGAAGCCACGCUACGACUUGCUUUGCUGAGAACGCUGCUUCCCGAGCUGACGCCUACGUUUGCGGCUGAAGAGACGGCUGAAGCGAUCGACGAAGCCGAGCUGGCGGGCGACGCGUUGUUGAUAGCGGAGGAGGCGGAUUUAGAAGCGACGGAGGCGAGGGAGGAAGCGGACGAUGCGCCGGACGCGACAGCCUGUGCCGCGGCGCUGGAUGCAACGGAUGCGGCGGACGAGGCGGAUGAUGCGCCGGAUUGUGCGGCAGACGAAGCAGAUCGCGAAGCCACGGAAGCCAAGGACGAUGCGGACGAGGCGCCAGACUGUGCAGCCGAACCGACGGAGCGAGAGGCAACGGAGGCAGCAGAGGAUGCGGAUCGCGAGGCAGCGGAUGCAAGCGACGACACCGAAGAGGCUCCCACGUCUGCUGCCGAUCCGACAGAGCGCGAGGCAACAGACGCGAGCGAAGAAGCCGACGAUGAAGCCGAAGAAAUAGCGGGUUUUGCGUCCUUGCUGACGCUGCUAAUCACCGAGCUAGCCGAUCGAGAGGCUACCGAAGCUGCGGAAGAGGCCGAAGACGCUCCCGACUGA